UUAGUGAGGUGGGAGAGGAGGACCAGUCAUCAGUGGGAGGAUGAGAUUAGGAGAGGAGACUGAGUGAAAGGGGGAGCACUAAGACCCAGUGGUGGAGGAGGAGGGCAGCAACGAGCUGCAGAAGUAGGCGAGGGAGGGUGGGAGCCAUCUGUACCUUGGUCGCCUUCCUAACAGCAUCAGCUCUAGCGGUAGAAAUGGCCAGUCAGUCUCAGGGUAUCCAGCAGCUCCUCCAAGCUGAGAAACGGGCAGCGGAGAAGGUGGCAGAUGCCCGAAAGAGGAAGGCCCGGCGACUGAAACAGGCAAAGGAGGAGGCGCAGAUGGAGGUAGAGCAGUAUCGCCGGGAGAGGGAGCAGGAAUUCCAGAGCAAGCAGCAAGCGGCCAUGGGCUCUCAGGGAAACCUGUCUGCUGAAGUGGAGCAGGCUACGAGGCGCCAGGUACAGGGCAUGCAGAGUUCUCAGCAGAGAAAUCGGGACCGGGUCCUGGCCCAGCUCCUUGGCAUGGUCUGUGACGUCAGGCCCCAGGUCCACCCCAACUACCGGACUGCCACCUAGAACCACUGCGUAGGACCCAGUCUGGAGUCUGACUCCUCGUGCCUGUUCCUUCCACAGAGACAUCUCCCAAAUCCAAAUCGCUUCCCUUGUCCAGCAUGCACAGAGCCAUGGGUUUACUGUCUGGUACCCUCCUUUCCAUAGUAAUCAUUUCCUAGGAGAGAGGAUUCUAGGAGACAUGACCCAAUAGUCUCCUAUGAGACUUAAAAAUACCUGGCUCAAACCUGAAUCUCUGUGUGCUGUAACACUGGAACUUUAAAUUAAGAAAUGCCCAAGCUGUCUUCAUCCAACCGUUCCGUGAAAUGUGCAUCAUGGUGACACGGGCUGUGGAAAGCACCCUGACUUCAGAGCUGGCAGAUUUGGGGUUCUUCUCCCAACCCUGGCCCUUGCUGGCUAUGCUGCUGGGACAAGGUACUUAACCCAGAAGCUUCAAUGUCCUUCUCUUUGCAACUGGGAUGAUAACAGUGCUUACCUCCUGAGUCACUAAAAAUCAUUCUGUAGGGGCUGAAGAGAUGGCUCAGCGGUUAAGAGCCCUGACUGCUCUUGCAAAGGACCCAGGCUCGAUUCCCAGCACCCACAUGGUGGCUAUGAACCGUCCUUAACUCCAGUUCCAGGGGAAUCCGAUGCCCUCAAGUAGUAGUUGCAGUUUAACAAAUGGCAUAUCCAUAUUACAAACACCCUCUGCUCUCCUGCCCAAUCCUUAAUACUUUGUUUCCUGACUUUGGUCAGUGGCUCUCUAAUUCAGCUCAUUCAUUGUGACUCUAGUCAUUCUCUGAAAAACUUGUUUUUCCUGUCUCUCUGCAGACACAUUAGGACCCCUGAAACGAUGAAAUUAUGUCAUUUAGCCCCUCUAUCAAAGUUCCAAGUACAUGCUGUGCCCCUUAGCUCCUCUUUCUCUCCUAAGCUAGCCUUUCUCUUUCCCCAAAGCCUGAGAUGUUUCCUACGACUUGAAGUGAUACUGUGUCCUCUGUGCGCAUGGCCUUGCAGAACGCACCCUCAGUACCUUGCUUUCCCUUUGUAACAGCAAACUCUCAAUAAAAUAACUAUGGCCGAAUCA
This is a messenger RNA of Nannospalax galili (Upper Galilee mountains blind mole rat), 1605 nucleotides long. It is a transcript of the gene Atp6v1g2, whose product is annotated as ATPase H+ transporting V1 subunit G2. The transcript is spliced from 3 exons. NCBI's taxonomy places the organism in Eukaryota, Metazoa, Chordata, Mammalia, Rodentia, Spalacidae. The record is from RefSeq and is a predicted model, not a curated record. Bases 195 to 551 code for a protein of 118 amino acids. Gene Ontology annotation, cellular component: vacuolar proton-transporting V-type ATPase complex. Gene Ontology annotation, molecular function: proton-transporting ATPase activity, rotational mechanism. Gene Ontology annotation, biological process: proton transmembrane transport.